Rasamsonia emersonii CBS 393.64 is the source of this 1356-nucleotide messenger RNA. RefSeq names its product Homogentisate 1,2-dioxygenase. Gene Ontology annotation, biological process: L-phenylalanine catabolic process. Gene Ontology annotation, cellular component: cytoplasm. Gene Ontology annotation, molecular function: homogentisate 1,2-dioxygenase activity. Lineage: Eukaryota; Fungi; Ascomycota; Eurotiomycetes; Eurotiales; Trichocomaceae. The transcript is spliced from 4 exons. Bases 1 to 1356 code for a protein of 451 amino acids. The record is from RefSeq and is a predicted model, not a curated record.
AUGCCCACGACGCAGUUCUCGACUCCGGAUCCCUAUUCCUAUCUCAACGGCUUCGGAUCUUACCAUGAGUAUGCUGCCAACCACAUACAAGCCAUCAAAGGCGCCCUGCCCGUAGGCCAGAACUCACCCCAGAAACCCCCCUACGGGCUGUACGCCGAGAAGCUGUCCGGCACCGCCUUCACAGCCCCACGCCACGAGAACAGGCAGACCUGGCUGUACCGCAUCCUGCCGGCGGCCGCGCACGACAACUUCGAACGCCUCGACCCCGAUUCGUAUCACACCGAGACGCAGAAACUGCACCACAUACCCAACCAGCUGCGCUGGAACCCGUUCGAUCUCGAUGAGAAUGUCGACUGGGUACAUGGCUUGCAUCUGGUCGCUGGCGCAGGCGACCCGACUAUGAAGACCGGCCUGGGCAUCCUGCUGUAUGCGGCCGGCAAGGAUAUGGGCAGGGAGGCCUUUUACUCCGCUGACGGCGACUUUCUCAUUGUGCCGCAGCAUGGCGUGCUGGAUAUUCAGACCGAACUGGGGAAGCUGCUUGUGCGGCCGAAUGAGAUUUGCGUCAUUCCAAGGGGUGUGCGCUACCGCGUCACUCUGCCCUCGGGCCCUGUCAGAGGGUACAUCUGCGAGCUCUACCAGGGCCACUUCCAGCUGCCAGAGCUGGGGCCGAUCGGGAGCAACGGGCUAGCCAACGCGCGCGACUUCCAGGCGCCUGUGGCAGCAUUCGAUGACGAAGAAGAGCCGAAAGAAUACCGGGUGAUCUGCAAGUUCAACAACGCGCUCUUCGCAGCGCGACAGGACCACACGCCAUUCGACGUCGUGGCAUGGCACGGCAACUACUACCCCUACAAGUACGACCUGGGCCGGUUUAACGUCAUGGGCACCAUCUCGUACGACCACCCGGACCCGUCCAUCUUCACCGUGCUGACGGGUCCCUCGGACCACCCGGGCACCGCCAUCGCCGACUUCGUCAUCUUCCCCCCGCGCUGGCUCGUCGCCGAGGACACGUUCCGUCCGCCGUGGUACCACCGCAACACCAUGUCCGAGUUCAUGGGCCUGAUUGCGGGCGACUACGAUGCCAAAGUCGGCGGCGGAUUCCGCCCGGCAGGGGCCAGUCUGCAUAAUAUCAUGAGCGGGCAUGGGCCGGACGCGACGGCUCACGAGCGCGCAAGUAAUGCGGAGCUUAAGCCGCAGAAGGUGGGCGAGGGGAGUAUGGCGUUUAUGUUUGAGAGCUCCCUCAUGGUCGGCGUCUCGGAAUGGGGCCUCAAGACAUGCCAGAAGGUGCAGGAGGACUACAAUGCGGAAAGCUGGCGGCCGCUGAAGAGGCAUUUUAAGAAUCCGAACAAGAAGGACUAA